CUUUCAAAGCUUCAAUCUCUGUAGGGGAGGGCAUGCAAAUAGUGAAGGAUUCGCCAACCUGCAGCAGAUCUCCGACUGGAGGCUCUUUUCUGAGGUGCCCUCUUCCCACAAGGGCUGGAAGGACCGAUUUUGAUACAUUCCGUAUGGCGGAGAACCCCUUUCCCGGGCCCCUUCGUGAUAAUUUCCGCAGACACCCAAAGGUGGGCAGCGCGGCCCUGGAGAAGGACAGAAAGAAGCUUAUGGCUCUCCCAGAGGGGUCUGAGGAUUUGAUCACGAUCAAGGACGCUGCCCUCCCGGAUGAUUUGCAUAGUCUGGACUUCCAGCGUUACCAUCUCUUAGGGAAAAAGGACGAAAAAUAUCCCCUCAUUGAUCGUGUGUACAAGAGCGCCUCGGUUCUCGGAGGUAGCAACAUGGACGUCCAGUCUUUCGCGGCGUUGAAGAGGUAGCGGGGUAAGGCCCAAACCAAGAAGGAGUCGGGCAAGCAAAAACCCG
Messenger RNA from Cuscuta europaea, 492 nucleotides. Lineage: Eukaryota; Viridiplantae; Streptophyta; Magnoliopsida; Solanales; Convolvulaceae. The record is from the annotation of a GenBank genome assembly.